Papaver somniferum (opium poppy) is the source of this 324-nucleotide messenger RNA. RefSeq names its product guanine nucleotide-binding protein-like 3 homolog. The record is from RefSeq and is a predicted model, not a curated record. NCBI's taxonomy places the organism in Eukaryota, Viridiplantae, Streptophyta, Magnoliopsida, Ranunculales, Papaveraceae. The coding region runs from base 1 to 324 and encodes 107 amino acids. The transcript is spliced from 2 exons.
AUGUAUGGCAGUGCAACUGAAAGUGAUUCAGAAGCAUCAAAAGGGGGGUAUGAAUUUCAUGUUGAGGAGAUAGAGUCAGGUGAGAAAGAUUCAAAUGCAGAUGAAGAUGAGAGACGUUUAACAAGAACCAUGCAUGAAGGUGAAUCAACUGAUGAUGAGAAAGAAGAGAUGUUGGAGGAUGAAAUAGACGAGGAUGUUGAGGAGAAUGAGAGCAAUACUGAUGAUACAAGCGAUUUUGAGGAUGUAACUCCUGCACCAUCUGGAAGUGAUUACAGUAACUUCUAUGAAGAAGAAGACUGGGAAAGCUACAAUGAGGAUAAUUAA